UUAGAUUUGGAGAGGGACGUCCACAGAUCGGCCCCGCACUGUUUGGUUUCAGUCAGCGUGCUGCAGUAGAGACACUCACACAGUGGAUGCCGACAAGUUACCCUUUUUUACUGGAAGGACGUCUAAAAAAGUUUUCGAAGUUUGAAUUUGUUCUGGACAUUUUCUCGUGCCGAGAUUUCCGAGAGAUCUGGAGAGGAUUAAAAAAACAAUAAUUACGCACAGCGUGAGGAAUCUCUACAAUCACUGGAGACGCACACAUGCUUUGGACGUCCUGACAUGGAUGUAACUUUCAAUCUGAACUUCAUAAGGGAAUUCUGAGAGGAAACUGGAUGCUUCACUGGAACUCCUUCACUUAAACACAGCAGAGCAACAGAUGAAUGUUUAAAAAGAAGGAGCCAAAAUGAAGACAGCUGCCAAGGGUUUGGGGAAAUCCAUAAUGGACCCUUCGGGUUGGUGGAACAGAAGAAUAGUGCUAAUGGUGUAUGUGGUCUUGGAACUUGUAACCCUCCAUUCACCUGUUGUCUCUGGGACUCUUGAGCUUCAGCUGGAUGAGGAACAGCCAGCAGGUACAAUUGUAGGUGACAUCAGUGCGGGGCUUCCUCCUGGCGUCACUGCAUCCAUGUACUUCAUCUCGGAUCAUGAGGGCACAGGCGUGGGGACUGAUUUGGACAUAGAUGAAAGUACAGGCAUUAUUAAAACAGCCAAAGUUCUGGACAGGGAACUUCGGGAUAGAUACAACUUCAUUGCAGUCACCAUGACAGGUGUUACUGUGGAGGUGACGAUCAAGGUGAUAGACAUAAAUGACCACGCCCCUAUGUUCCCAAGAAAACAGGGCACAUUUAAAAUCCCAGAGCAGACCGCCAUCGGCACCAGGUUUCCUCUCGAGCCAGCUGUUGAUGCCGAUAACGGCCAGCUCACAACACAGGGUUACCUUAUCAAGGAUGGGAAUGUUGGCCAGGCUUUCACCUUGGAGACAAGGAGAGGGAGCAAUGAGGUUCUCUAUCUGGACUUGGUGGUCAAUGCCAUUCUAGACAGAGAAAAAAGAUCCACCUACACCUUAUCUCUGGAGGCUUUUGAUGGUGGUUCACCCAAGAGGACUGAUCAGAUAACUUUAGAUAUUACUGUACAAGACAUCAACGACAACGCUCCUGUUUUCAACCAGAGCCGCUAUCAUGCUAUAAUAUCUGAAAACCUCCAGCCAGGAAGUAACAUCCUGCAGGUGUUCGCCUCAGACGCUGAUGAAGGAGACAACGGGAUGGUUCUGUAUGAAAUCAACCGGCGUCAAAGCGAUCCAGACCGCUACUUUGUCAUUGACUCUCGCACUGGUGUCAUCACAGUUAACAAGCCGCUGGACUUUGAGAUGAGAAGAGUCCAUGAGCUGGUGGUGCAAGCUCAGGACAACGCAACCCAGCCAGAGGUGACCAAUGCCUUCGUCACGAUCCACGUCAGAGACUACAACGACAACCAGCCAACCAUGACCAUCAUCUUCCUCAGUGAGGACGGAUCUCCAAGGAUCUCUGAAGGUGCACAGCCAGGCCAGUAUGUCGCCAGGAUUUCAGUCACUGACCCCGACUAUGGAGAGUAUGCAAAUGUCAACGUGUCGCUAGAGGGAGGAGAUGGAAAAUUUGCCCUGACCACUAAGGAUAGCAUCAUCUACUUGAUCUGUGUGGAUCAGAUUCUUGACCGGGAGGAGAGAGACACUUAUGAGCUAAGGGUGAUGGCAACAGACUCCGGCACACCUCCCCUCAGGGCCGAGUCCUCCUUUGUAAUCCAGGUGACAGACGUCAAUGAUAACCCUCCACUGUUUGACCAGCCCGUUUACAGACAGAUCAUCCCUGAAGUGGUGUUUCCAGGGAGCUUUGUGUUACAAGUGACAGCCCGAGACAAAGAUCAGGGACCCAAUGGGGACAUAAACUACAGCAUCUUGCAAGACAAAGGUACCUACUCUGACUGGUUCAGUAUAGACUCUGUUACAGGGAUUAUCACCACCCUCACACAGCUGGAUUAUGAAAAGAACCCCAAUCCCAGUAUAACUGUGGUUGCCACAGAUGGAGGAAAACCACCGCUCACCUCCACUGCUGUGGUGAACAUCGUGCUCCAGGAUAUAAAUGACAACGAGCCUGUAUUUGAGAGGAACUUCUACAACGUGUCCAUUUUGGAGAACACGGCUUCAGGGACCUGCAUUCUUGAGGUGACUGCGACUGAUUCAGACGGAGGCUCCUUUGGUUCCAUCACAUACUCCCUGGGUUCUGGCAUCAACAGCGCUGUUCCUGCUCAGUUCACCAUCAGCAAAGAAAGCGGGCAGAUCUGCACCAGUGCCACGCUUGACAGAGAUGAAGGGCCAGCCAGCUUUGACUUUACUGUAACUGCAGUGGAUGGGGGUGGACUCAGCUCCGUAGCCUAUGUGAGGGUAGAUCUGGUGGACAUAAAUGAUAACAGACCCGCUUUCUACCCCGUCAGCUAUGCUGUCAGUUUGAGCACGCAGAGUGCUCCCGGGACUUCUGUUGUCAGAGUGAUGGCCUAUGACUCUGACUCAGGCGAGAAUGGCAGAGUUAUGUACAAAACAGUACCCGGAGGGGCCUCUCCGUACUUUACCCUCAACAAAGACACAGGUGUGAUCUCGCUGUCUCGGUCUGUCUAUGGGAAGGCAAACUCUAUCAUUCCCAUGAUAAUCUCUGCUCAGGAUGGAGGUGGUCUGACUGCCAUCGUCAAUGCCAGAGUCAACAUAAGUGUGGUGGCGGGACUUGUGGCGCCGCCUGUGUUUGAACAGAAUCAGUACCAGUUUACUGUACUCGAGGACGCCAUGCGGGGGACGACUGUAGGCAUCGUCCAGGCCAGCAGUAAGACAGGCACCUCCAGAGAUAUAUCGUACACAAUCAGCUCGGGGGACCCUGCAGGCUACUUUACAGUGGAUCCUGACACCGGAGCCCUUAGGACCAGUCUGCCCCUGGAUCACGAAGCCCAAUCGGUUCUUGAUUUGGAAGUGCAGGCCCGCAGUGGAAACCCUCCUGCCUUUGGCCAGACUCGUGUCCACAUCACCAUCGCAGACAUAAACGAUAACCCGCCUGUUUUCUUCCCCUCAUCCUCUGAGUCCUUGCUGCUGCCAGAGCACACAGAAAUGGGAACAGUGGUGUAUCGGGUCCAAGCUGAGGACAGAGACUCUGGAGUCAAUGGACAACUCACUUUUGAUCUUUCUUCUACAAGCGGAGUCCAGAGGAUCUUCAGCAUAGAGCGCAGCAGUGGAGAGAUCCGAUUGGUAGGGAACCUGAACUACGAGAGUACCCCCCGUUAUGAUCUGCAGGUGAUUGCCAAAGACAGUGGAGUACCCCAGCUUAGUGCUACCUUCAUGCUCGUGGUUCACGUCCAGGCAGAGAAUGACCAGGGGCCGGUGUUUGAUACCCUCACCUACCGUGUAGAGCUGAAAGAGGGGACACCGAUAAACACACGCUUCCUGCAGGUCAGAGCUCUGAACAGAGAAACUCCUGGCUCUGGUUCCUCAAGUCUCCUGGCGUAUCACCUGCGUCCAGAUGGAGACGCAGCAGGGUUUGGCAUUUCUGCAGACAGUGGCUGGCUGUUUGUGAAGAGUGCCCUGGACAGAGAAGUCAAAGACAUGUAUCUUCUUACAGUGAUGGCCAGCCAGGGUCAUGGGCAGUUGAAGAAGACAGGCAGUGCCACAGUGCGAAUAUCAGUGACUGACGAGAAUGACAAUUCUCCUCGGCUCACACAGGAGCGGGUCUUUAUGGCUGUGAGAGAAAACCUACCUGCAGGAACAGGCUUUGGUCAUGUGGCGGCCACAGACCGAGACAGUGGAUCCAACGGACGCCUCAGUUACCGCAUGCUGCACGCCGACCGUCACUUCCAGAUAAACUCCCACACAGGUGAGAUCAGUACAAGGACUACUCUUGACCGAGAGCAGCAGUCAAGUUACCAGCUGGUGGUGGUGGUUCAAGACGGCGGAUCACCCCCUCGUAGCGCCACAGGCACAGCCUUCAUCACGGUGCUGGAUGACAACGAUAAUGAUCCCACUUUCACCCACAGCCAGUCAGGCAAAAACCUCAUCAUACAGGUGAACGAAGGUCAGUCCUCUGGUGUUUUACUGGGCAGCCUGCAGGCCAAAGACCCAGACGAAGGAGAGAAUGGCACUGUUUUCUACUCUUUGUCAGGUCCCCGGGCUGAGCGAUUCUCUUUGAACCCAAACACUGGGGAGCUGCGUUCAUCAUCCCCUCUCAUCCACUCGGAGCGGGCUGACUACACCCUGACGGUGACGGCCACUGACAGAGGCCUGCCCCCUCGCAGCACCUCCUGCUCUCUCACCAUUCAGGUUCUCAGCACUAACAAGCCUUCCUCCAAGGCCAAUUCCCUCUCAAUAACCUUUAAUUCUGUGGAGGAGGCGAAGCCUGGCUCUGUUAUUGGAUCAGUCCGCCUCCGUGACACAGAAACCUCCAUGGAAGGGGAGGUGACCUACAUGGUGGUUGGAGGCACAGACAGAGAUGGAACCUUUGUGGUGGACCGUCUGACCGGAGACGUGUAUCUGGCCCGUCCUCUUGACUAUGAGCGAGACGAGCGAUACACUCUGCAAAUCGAGGUGGAUGACUUCUCUCAGGCCCCUCCCAGCAGCACCCUGGUCCACCUGGACAUUGAUGUGGAGGACAGCAAUGACCACUCCCCUCAGUUCCCAGAGGACCCCAUCACCAUUGUGGUCUCUGAGAGCAUGGCGUCCGGCUCAUCUGUCUACACUUUCCAGGCCACAGAUAAAGACGGGGGUGGGCCCAACAGCGAGCUGAGGUACUCCAUCCUCCACCAGUGGCCAGACACCCAUGGCCUUCUGACGCUCGACCCCUCAACUGGGGUUCUCUCAUUGGGCCAGGAGCUGGAUCAUGAGGUCACCUCCAACCUGAUACUGGUUGUCAAGGCAACAGACUCAGCGUUAGAUGCCAGCCAGAGGCGCUGGGGAUCUGUCACUGCGAGGGUGUAUAUAACCGAUGAGAAUGACAAUCCACCAGUGUUCAGCUCGCCCACAGCCGUCAGUGUGAUGGAGGACCAGCCGGUGGGCUUUGUGGUGCUGUAUGUCAUGGCUCGAGAUGCAGAUGAAGGGGAGAAUGGCAGGGUGACCUACAGCAUCCAGUCAGGGAACACAGAGGGAACAUUUAACCUCAACCCUAACACUGGCUCUCUGUCUAUUUUCAAACCUCUGGAUCGUGAGGAGCAGGACGUGUUUAACCUCACAAUAGUCGCUGAGGAUCAUGGGAUACCCGCACACUCGUCCAGCCAGCUGUUGUGUGUCCAUGUGAUUGAUGUUAAUGAUGAGGUGCCCUGGUUUGAGGAGAGUCAGUAUGAAGCCCAGAUUUCAGAGAACCAGCCUCCAGGAACUAGUGUGUUGACUGUGUUUGCCUCUGAUCUGGACCAAGGAACCAAUGGGCAGGUGUCAUAUGGUGGUAUCUCACAGGAGGGAUUUACAAUAGAACCAGCUACAGGUGUCAUAACAACCACAAAGUCGCUUGACAGAGAGCUCCAGGAGUACUACACUGUAACAGUUUAUGCAAAAGAUGGUGGCCUUCCCCCAAAUUAUGCUAAAGCCACAGUAAGGAUCAGGGUGCUUGAUGAAAAUGACAAUGCUCCACAUUUUGGACGUCUCUACUACAGCAUAGAGGUGCCUGAAAACCUGCAGGCUUUGCCUUUGUUUACCCUGAGAGCCACUGACAGGGAUGCAGGUGAUAGUGGAGUGAUUAGCUAUAAAAUUACAGCUGGAGAUCCAUCUGGAGACUUAAGCUUGGACCGACAGUUAGGUGUGCUGUCCACUUCCAGGCCUCUGGAUCGGGAGAAGAAGACAGUGUACAGGCUGACAGUCACAGCUCAGGACCAGGGUCCCCUUCCCCUCAGCAGCACUGCUACAGUGGAGGUAACUGUUCUGGACAUGAAUGAUAACAUCCCCCAGUUUCAGAGCAACAGCUACACAGCAGACAUUUCAGAAGAUGUUCCUAUUGGCUCAUUGGUUCUGGAGGUGAAAGCCAUUGAUCUGGACCAGGGCCCCAACAGCCAGGUGCUGUACUUUCUGAGUAGUGGUUCCAAGAGCAUGUUCAUCAUUGAGCAGAACUCGGGCCGCAUUAUCACCGCAGCACCCCUGGACAGAGAAAGAAUCGCCUCUUACACCUUUGAGGUUUACGCCACCGACUCAUCCCCUGUGAACCCUUUGAACUCCACUGCUCAGGUGACAGUCUACAUUCAGGAUGUGAACGACAACGCCCCCUUCUUCAUUCAGGACCCCCUUAUCGUGAACAUCUCAGCCAGCAGUGUGUCCAGCCGUAGAGUGUUGGCCACCAUGCGGGCAGAGGACAAGGACUUUGGGGCUAAUGGCUCUGUGUUUUACCGUUUCGCCAACCCUGUGAGGGGCUUCACCAUCAACUCACUGACAGGAGACAUCCAGGCCACAGAGAAGCUGCAGACUCUGACUCAAAGCCAGAGGACUUUAAUUGUUCAGGCCAUGGACCAGGGCAACCCAGCUCAGUCUUCUCUGGGAGUGGUUAUCAUUUACAUCAGGGAGCAAAGCUACAGCGGGAUUCGCUUCUCUCGAAUGGCCCGGGAUGUUAGUCUGCAAGAGAAUGCUUCUAAAGGAACAGUAGUAACACAGACUCAGGCCCAGUACCCGGAUGGCUCUCAAACUGGUAUCAGCUAUGCUAUUUUCAGUGGAAACAGACUCCAAUCUUUUGGUAUAAACCCCAUUACUGGUGAAAUUUGGGUCCAGAAAUCUGAGGGACUAGACUAUGAGGAGACCCCGAAACUCCGCCUUGUGGUGAAAGCCGAGACGGCAUCCUCCAGCUCGUACAUGGCUGUCAACUUAAUCCUGCAGGACGUCAAUGACAACUUACCACGCUUCCAACUCCAGAACUAUGUAGCCUACAUUAGAGAGGCACAGGGCUACGAUUUCCCCAUUAUCCAGGUUGCUGCAGAUGACCUUGACCAGGGUCAAAAUGGUCAAGUGACCUACUCCAUCAGGUCGUCAUCUAUGAGUGGGUUGUUUAAGAUAGACGCUCUGACAGGCAGUAUCACCACUGCAGCCAUUAUGGACAGAGAGAUCUGGACACAAACCAAGCUUGUUGUUACAGCAACAGACCGGGGAACCCCACGGCUUGCAGGCUCUGCAACUCUUACUGUCAUCAUCAUUGACCUCAAUGACAACAGUCCCAUGAUUCCUCUACCUCGAGAGAUCCGAGUGCCUGAGGAUACUCUGGUUGGUACAGUGAUCACUCAGGUGACAGGAAAUGACGUGGACUCAGGACCGGCCCUCUCUUACACGCUACACCUGGAAACAGACAGCCAGGGAAUGUUUGGGAUUCAUCGUUUUGGAGGAGGGGUGUCUCUGACCGGCCCUCUGGACUAUGAAGAGAGGACGUGGUACACUCUGACUGUCCGCUCAUCUGACUCUAAACACCAAAGCGAGGCUAACCUCACCAUUCUGGUGGAUGAUGUGAAUGAUAACGCACCCAUCUUUACUCAAGACUUGUACCAGGUGACUGUUUCAGAGCACCUUCCAGCAGGCAGUGCAGUCAUCACGGUAACAGCCACUGAUUCUGACUUUGGGGACAAUGGAAGGAUAACCUAUAGAGUAAUGUCAUCAACGAGGGGACUUUUCUACAUUGACCCAAGCAACGGCACUCUGUUUGUCAACCAGAAGACACAGUUUGAUUUUGAGAAUCCCUCCAUUCUGGUGAUAAUUGAGGCACGGGAUCAGGGCACUCCACCCCUUUCAUCCAUAGCCACAGUCCAGGUACAAGUGUCUGAUGUCAAUGACAACGCCCCCAUCUUCCACCAGUCAGAGUACAGAGCCACAGUGUCUGAAGAUGGGCUUCCUGGAUCAACUGUUCUAACCUUGGAGGCUGUGGAUGGAGACUUGUCCCGGGACAACUGUGGCUUUGAUUUUGCCAUCGCCAGUGGCAACUCUGGUAAUGCCUUCCAGAUUGAGAGCAGCGUGCGCUUCUUGGAGGGGCAGGGCUUCCAGACAGUCGGCAGCCUGAUCCUGGUGGAGCAUCUGGACUUUGAAGCAGUGCCAAGUUAUAACCUUACUGUUGUGGUAUCAGAUCGUGGGAUCCCUCAGCGAAGCUCCAGCGUGCCUAUCCUAAUCAGUGUUACAGAUGCCAAUGACAACCCUCCAGCUUUCAGCCGAACGGAGUACAGUGUGGUGCUGAGUGAGGGUGCAGCAGCCGGGACAGAGAUCCUGCAUCUGUCUGCCACUGAUCCAGACUCGGCUCCUAAUGGAGAGGUGCAGUAUGCUAUAAGCUCUGGGGACGAGACAGACCUUUUCCAGGUGGAUCAGUGGACAGGAGCCUUAAGGCUGCAGAGACCACUGAACAGCGAGAGACAGUCAUCUCACAUGAUUGUUGUCCAGGCUUCUGAUGGUCAAGGGCAUUACGCUUUGGCCCCAGUCAGCAUUGAGGUGAAGGACAUUAACGACAACCGGCCCUUCUUUCCUCUCAAACUUUUAACUGCGAGCAUCAGGGAAAACCAACCCAAGAAUGCCUUAGUCACCAUGCUGCAUGCAAUUGACCAUGACAGAGGUGUUUUUGGACAGUUAAAGUAUUACAUGUUAGACAACUCUAUCGAGGGAAAAGAGGCCUUCAUCAUAAACCAAACAGGAGAAGUACGGACUCGCUCGACUUUUGACUUUGAGAAAGUAAACUCCUUCAGCUUUGUGGCUGUUGCCAUGGAUGCUGGAAACUACUCUGCGUCUGUAACAGUACAGAUUUAUGUCACCGGGGAGGACGAAUAUGACCCUGUUUUCACCUCCUCAGAGUUCUCAUUUGAAGUGCCUGAGGGAGCAAAGAAAGGUCUAGUCAUUGGCAAAGUACAAGCCAGAGACGAGGAUGAAGGCGUGGACGGCAUUGUCCUCUACUCUCUAGCUGACAGUUCGCCUUAUUUUGAAGUCAAUAAAUCAACAGGAGUAAUUUCCUUAAAGAUAGACAGCUAUAGUAGACAUGUAAGCCGCUCAAAAAGAGAGCUGCGACUGAUGACACUGGAAGUGACUGCUCAGAGUCCAUUAGAGACAUCCCGCUCAGCAGUAGCCAAAGUUAUCAUAGAUGUGACCCAUACAUCUUUUGGUAUCUCCUCAGACAUGAAUAUGCUGCUGAUCAGCGUCAUCGCAGUUUCUCUUGGGACCAUCAUCAUUCUGAUAAUUAUUGCUGUGGUACUAUUUUUUGUUAAAUUAAGACGUCGGAAAAAGGACCAGAAAGCUUGUGGACGAACUCAAGCAUCGGGCACCAUGCUGCACAAGUUUGAGGAAACAAAAAUAGCAGCAAACGAAAUGAUUUACCAUCAAGCCCUUCCUGGAUAUGUGGCUGAUCAGGGUGGCAGCAGUGGGGGCCAAUACACUCGUGGAGGGUCUCUGGAUCCCUCACACUCCAGUGGGCGUGGCUCUGCAGAGGCAGAGGCAGCAGAGGAUGAUGAGAUCAGAAUGAUUAAUGAAUACCCUCGAGUGUCAAGUAUCUCCUCCUCCAUGCAGGAGCGCAUCUCUGCCCGAGGUCCGGACUCUGGAAUCCAGCAGGAUGCAGAUCAGCUGUCAGAUGUAUCCUGUGAGCCUUCAAUAGACUGGUUCAGAGGGAAGAAAGUGGGCAGUUUGAACAGUUCUUUAUUAGGUGGCCAGGUGCCAGUCUACAGGGAUGAGGGGGGCGGGUAUGUGGGUGUGGGACGGGGACUCAGCAUCUCCCACCCUAAAGAUUAUACUUUCCCAGAGGAUGGAAAGCCUGCUGUGGAUGGCUCCCUGACAGCCAUCGUGGCAAGUGACGAGGAGCUGAGGGGCAGCUAUAACUGGGACUAUCUGCUAAACUGGUGUCCCCAGUUCCAACCCUUAGCUAAUGUGUUCACUGAAAUAGCUCGUUUAAAAGAUGAAACCGCGCCUCCUAAUCCUCGCAGAUCAUUUCAUCACAAAGCAAAGGCGGAGUCAAGAAUUGACCCUCCACCUCUCAUAACUUCUGUUGCCCACCCAGGGGCCAAAACUGUACCUCCGAAGCCUGCUGUGGGGAGGACUUACCCCAGCUUGGCUUCUUUUCGAAGGUCCCCCCUUAGUGCUGAGGGAUCCAUCUCCUCAGUCGCUAUGUCUCCAAGUUUCUCCCCCUCACUCUCCCCACUGGCAGCACGUUCUCCUGCUAUCACACCUUUCAGUGUAUCACAGGGCCCGUCAGCAUCAAUGAUCAGCACAACCGAGCACCAUUUGGAACACAUCGAGGAGGCAGAACUGAGGAUAUAAGCUCCAUUGAAAAUUCUUAAGGGUGACCCAAAACUGAGUCAUUGCUGUCCCAGACUUCUUCUACUGUAUUACCACAGAGGCUGCAGAUUGAAAUGAGUCAACGCUGUUCUCCUUUCUAAUGUUUGUCUCAAGAGAACAAGUAUAAGGUUACGCUUAGAAGUGCAAAUAGCCGAGGCUCUGGUGCUCACUGAAGAAAAAACAAACUACAUGACUGGCAAACAUGGACUAAGCCUUUUGUGUAGGUGUGUGCGUGUGUGUGUGUGUGUGUCUCUGUCUGUGUUUGUGUGUGAGAGAGAGAGAAAAUAGUAAGAUUGAGAAACUCCUUCUGUUGAUCAGUGUUAAUUUGCACAUUCAAACGGAGAUUCAUACAUGAUGUCAAUAUUUUGUACAAAAGCAUUGUCUAUAUUUUUAUACUUGUAGUGGUUUCUGACAAGAAAUGGCAUUAAAGUGUCAAAGGUUGCUAAAACCUCAGAAUAUAUUUCUAUAUUUUGUAUAUUUGUCAAGUGUACUGUAUACUUGUUGUACUGUAAAUUGAUUUAAUCCCUUGUAAUGCUUAACCUUGUGGUUUGAAAUGAAGCUCUUCAUUAAUGCUUUAUGAAUGGGGAUUACUGUAAAUAUUUAUAGAGGAAGAGAUGUCCUUGCUUGAACAAAUGAAACAUCAGUCAGAAUAGAGUAUUGUGUGAUCAGAUGUUCUGUAGUCCUGUGUUUGACCUCACAUCAAAAGGUAAUCAUGAAUGUGAAACACUGAGGUGUUGUAAAGUCCUCAACAUACGUCCCUGCAUUUUCUGCGUAGGCAGAUAAUAGAGUUUGACAUUCAAUGGCCGUGUCCUUCAGGUGCCCUGGCUUUAACUUCUCACAGUGAGCCUUACUGCUUUCAUUUUGCAUUGUGAAAAAAAAACAUGUGAGGCCGAGCAUUGAGCAGCUACGUGAUAGAUGUAAAACUGUUAGCUCUAUCAGCAGUCCAAUCAUUCCACAGCAUGUAAGCAGGUGUUUGCCAUUUCUCUACUCAUCUAAAGCUCCUUAGUAAAAUGUAAGAGAACCAUUACUGAGGCUUUAAAUCAGUGUGACCCUGACACUGAAAUUUGCAGCAGCUUUUCAAUUUUUUUUCCCAGACUUACAACAUAAAAGUACAAAAAAAAAAACUGUAGUGAAUGUUUUCUGGGCUACAUUUGUCCUCUCUUUUUAAUAGCACUAUAAAAUAUCCUGAAUGGAUUAAAAGUAACACUUUUAAAUGAUACAAAUAGAGAAUUAAAAAAUAUAUAUUUAUGAAUGUUCAAACAUCACCAGAGAAUGUUUCCAAUGAAGUAACAGGAAACUCACGUCAUGUAUUGUACAUGUUCAGCCAUAAUUCACAAAAUGCUCUUACCCAGAUGCCUACGUCUUGAAUACAUUCAUGAAUGUGUUUUUGUUGCCUUUACAAAAUGAAGUGUGUACAUUUACAUCAACAGUGCCCUGCCAUGGCCUAAAUGUGGAUUUGUCUCUCCUUUUAAUUAUUAUUAAAAAAAAUCCUUAUUGCCCAUUUGGAGAUACUUUAUAAUACUGUCUUAAACCACAGUAACAUUUAACAGUAUUGUAACUUAUUAUAGGUAGACAGCAGAGGCUGAGAGGCUCAGUAAAUUAUUUACAAGGAUGUUAUUUUGACCAUGGCCAAAUAAGCAUGAACACUACCUAUCUGAUAAAAUGAAGGUACAUUGUUGUUUUGAUUGUUUUGUAUUGAGCGGUGUUACUUGCCACUUUGGUUUUGUGUUUGUCCAAAGUGUGUACAACAGGGCCGUAGAAGAGAAAUAUCUCCAAAUGUUCACACAUAUUUUAGACUCCAGAGAAAUGUUUUGAGCAAAAAGUGCCUGAUUAAAGUACUCAUGAGAACUCAC
Notolabrus celidotus (New Zealand spotty) is the source of this 12108-nucleotide messenger RNA. RefSeq names its product protocadherin-16-like. The transcript has 21 exons. Gene Ontology annotation, molecular function: calcium ion binding; cadherin binding. NCBI's taxonomy places the organism in Eukaryota, Metazoa, Chordata, Actinopteri, Labriformes, Labridae. The coding region runs from base 401 to 10237 and encodes 3278 amino acids. Gene Ontology annotation, cellular component: catenin complex; plasma membrane. Gene Ontology annotation, biological process: homophilic cell-cell adhesion. The record is from RefSeq and is a predicted model, not a curated record.